Alternaria atra is the source of this 780-nucleotide messenger RNA. RefSeq lists its product as uncharacterized. The record is from RefSeq and is a predicted model, not a curated record. Bases 1 to 780 code for a protein of 259 amino acids. The transcript has 2 exons. Gene Ontology annotation, molecular function: carbohydrate:proton symporter activity. NCBI's taxonomy places the organism in Eukaryota, Fungi, Ascomycota, Dothideomycetes, Pleosporales, Pleosporaceae. Gene Ontology annotation, cellular component: membrane. Gene Ontology annotation, biological process: transmembrane transport; carbohydrate transport.
AUGCUCUUCGGUGUCGGCUCCAGCAAGAUGCACACCGGUAGACGCGUCCAGCUCGUGGUCUGGCUCCAGAUCAUGCAAGAGUGGGUCGGCAUCGCUGGAGUCACCGUUUAUGCCCCUACCGUCUUCGGCUUGGCGGGACUGAGCCCUGUCAUGCGCCAGAGGAUCGCAGGUCUCAAUAGUGUCUUCAACAUGUUCUCUACCCUGAUCUGUGUGUUUACGCUGGAUAGAAUUGGUCGAUGUUGGACUUGCUACUGGAGCUCUGUUGGUCAGGGUAUCGCCCUGACACUUACAGGUGCGUUCUCGUACCUCGGAGAGCAAGCUACACUGGAUGGAGAUGCCAGCAAAGGCCUCAAGCUACGGGAACGCAGCCGUGUCCACGCGGAGAUAUUUCCGUUAGAGGUUAGGGCCAAGGGUAACGCGUGGGGUGUUAUGGGCUGGUCGAUCGGGAAUGACCGGCUCACCCUUCUCUGCCCGGUCAUGUUCGAGAGCAUCGGCGAGGAAACGCUCUACAUCUUCGCAGCUUGCAACGCGAUAUCAAUGCCUAUGGUCUGUGCGCUGCAUCCCGAGACGAAUCAGCGCACGCUGGAAGAAAUCGACCUGCUCUUCGCCUUGGACAGUACCUGGAACUGGGAGGUGGGAAAGAACUUUGCCAGGCUGCGAGACCAGACGCUCGGCCAAGAAGCCACAGCCGAUUCGAAGGCAAACGUGGAGCAGGGGGCGAGCCGCAAGCAGAGUCUAGUACGACGCAUGUACCUUCGGGUAGAGGCGGUGAAUUGCUAG